AGUUGGUUGACAUUGGCGACACGUCCUAAAAAGCAGUCCUCAAACUCCUGCCUCCGCUCGUUCCGUUUUCAGACAGCAAACACCCAUCCGACAGCGGUUGCAAUAGCAAACACCGCACCACCACGGACCACCCACUCUCCUCGUUGAUACACUGCUGAUAUGUCGGCGGGUGCAGCCGUUGAGGUUCCCGCUCCCGGCGCUGAACCUCGUCGCCUGAAAGUGCAGCAGUCGCAGCCAUCCUGCCCACCCUAACCAGCCAGAAAGACAUCUUGAGCGCCAAGUUCAAACAAUUCAAAACGGAUAUCACCGCCAAUGCCGAAACGUUGAAGGAGCCCGCUCGAGGCGUGAAAUUGACGAGCUACGAAGACCUCAUGUCGUCUCACAGCGCACUCUCAAGCGUCAUCAUCCACGAAGGGAUGGACGAUAUUGAGGAGACCAUAUCGGACCUCAUUGAGCAAGGAAGGCUUCAAUCCGAAGCUCUACAGGCAGCUGCCGACGCGCUGGCGGAACGAGAAAAGAAGUGGGUUGAAAAGCGAAGUCAUACAAUGAUGGUCUCCACGCAAAACAUAAAGAAGGUCAAGUUUGACGUCGGCGGCAGGAUCUUCUCGAUCAGUCUCGAUGCUUUGCUAGCCUGCAAAGGUUUAAUGUUCGAGUCGCUCUUCUCGGAAGGCUGGGGCCCGCAGGCUGGCUACGACGGCACCAUAUUCAUCGACAGGGACCCGGCCGCAUACGAAUUCAUAUUCAACUACCUUCGCGCACAGGCAACAGGGACAAAGCUGCCCAUUCCGCAGGACUCUCUCGCUCGUGAGGCCCUGAAGAAGGAGGCCGACUUCCUUUGCCUUGCCGAUCUCACCGAAGCCUUGAAAACGCCUCCUCCCUCGAAAACGCCUCCUCGCUCGAACAAGCCUCCUUCCUUGCCUUUGGGGGCAAAGAGAACGGCAUGUUGCCCGCAGUGUCAUCAUCCAAAUGACUACUUUUACGGGAUCGGAACUUGGAAUCCUCAUCUGAACUACUACAUUUGCAACCAGUGCGACCUGAAAUUCAACGUCAUCCAGCACCAAAUCGCAGAAAGAGUUCUGACCUGAGACGGGCAUUGAAUGGGGCAAAAGGUCUUUGAGGUCCGAGAAGUGAGGCGGGCCGCCUAUUAUUCAUUUGUCGGCAUGUGCUGUGUCUAAUUGUAGUGUAGCGGCGUAUCAUCGUUCUAUGUGGUUCCCAA
Messenger RNA from Fimicolochytrium jonesii, 1216 nucleotides. RefSeq lists its product as uncharacterized. Gene Ontology annotation, biological process: protein homooligomerization. NCBI's taxonomy places the organism in Eukaryota, Fungi, Chytridiomycota, Chytridiomycetes, Spizellomycetales, Powellomycetaceae. Bases 372 to 1085 code for a protein of 237 amino acids. The record is from RefSeq and is a predicted model, not a curated record. The transcript has 2 exons.